This is a messenger RNA of Penicillium canariense, 750 nucleotides long. Its product is annotated as putative exosome complex subunit Rrp46. The transcript has 2 exons. Gene Ontology annotation, biological process: nuclear mRNA surveillance; rRNA catabolic process; U4 snRNA 3'-end processing. Gene Ontology annotation, cellular component: cytoplasmic exosome (RNase complex); nuclear exosome (RNase complex); nucleolus. The record is from RefSeq and is a predicted model, not a curated record. Lineage: Eukaryota; Fungi; Ascomycota; Eurotiomycetes; Eurotiales; Aspergillaceae. Bases 1 to 750 code for a protein of 249 amino acids.
AUGGUCGGCCCUACUGCGUCGCUCUCAAUCUUGAGUCGUGCCGACGGUUCUGCAUCCCUCAAAUGCCCGACCACAGGCUAUAACGUGCUGGGCUCGGUCAAUGCUCCCAUUGAGCUCCCAGCUCGCCGCGACGCCCUGAAACCCGAAGAAGCCACUGUGGAAGUGUUUGUCAAGCCCGGAAAUACCACUGCUGGGGUGGGUGAGCGAUACGUGGAGGGGAUUUUGCGAUCUGUGCUGCAAAAGGUGAUCCUCGGGCGCGAGCGAGGGUUUCCUCGCCGCGGCGUGGUGAUCACACUGGCGAUCAUUGGCGGCGACGCUGUGGAGCGUGGUGAUUCGUACCUUAACAUCCUCCCGACACUCCUCCAAGUCUCUUUGCUCGCCCUUCUCUCGGCCGCCGUUCCCAUGUCGAUGACCUUCUCUACGGCAUUACUGGGUGUCACCAAGUCCGGUGAUAUUAUCUGCAAUCCAUCUGCAGCUGAAGCAAAGGCAGCUUCGUCCCUCCACGUGCUUGCAUUCUCCUCCAAGGGGCACCUCCUGCUUGACGAAAGCCAGGGCCGGUUCGAAUUUGAACAAUGGGAGUCAGUUCGUGAGCGAGCAUUCUCCAUCUGCCGCGGGAUGGCAACCCCCGGGGCCGAUGGGGAUGUCACAAUGGGCGACGGAGGUGAUGAAGCUCGCAUCAAUGGCUUCAUCUGCGAGACCGUGGAGGACCACCUCCACCGCGACUACUCGUGGAAGAUUGACUCUGCUUGA